CACUUGCCCCACUGAGAGAUUCCUGUGAGGUGAAGUCGUCAGAGGGGGUGAAAACUUUGCUGUCCUCUGGAGCCAGCCAAGGGGUUAGGAGACAGAGGAGUGAGGCAAGUCAGAGCAUUGAGAUGAGUGCACCCACCCCUGUAACUGGAAGGAGAUUUGCAUCCCUCGGAUCAACACCAGGUAAUGGGGCUGUGAAGACUAAAAAAGAUCUUAUGCUUAUGAAGGAAAAGAAGAAACAGAAGGCACUGGAGAAGGAGAUUCGGGCGUUAGUGAGGGAGCGCGGAGAGCAGGAUAAAAAACUGCAGGCUCUGGAAGAGGAUCUGGCUAAGGUUGAAGCCAAGCUGAGUGCUGCAGUGCAGGAGAAAACAUCUCUUUCAGCAAAUAUGGCAUGCCUGAAAAAACAGCUUCUGGAAGUAACAAGAACCAGUGAACUACUCAAGUCAAAGCUGUCUGAAGAUGGUGUGCAGAAGAAGAUGAGCAGCCUGUGCAUGGAGUUAAUGAAGCUCAGAAGCAAGAGAGAUGCUAAGGAAAAGACUGCACUUGCAAAGCAGGAAAACAUGGAAAUGAAGCUUCAGGAAGCACAAAGGAAUCUAGAGCACUCAAAAGGAAAAAUAACACAGUUACAAGAAAAACUGUCUGCUACUGAGAGACAGAAAGUUGAAGACAGGUUUGACAUAGAAAACCUCCUGGAAUACGUCACAGAGCUCAGCAGUGUUGCAGAAACAGUUGAGAAAUACAAACUAGAUGUAGCCCAGAUGAAGGAGAUGCUGAUAAAGAAAGACCAUGAUAUUGAGAUCCUGAGGAGUACCAUGAACACAAAAGAGGAAGAAUCGUGUAAACUGAUGAGAGAACUUAAUGAAAGGUGUGCAGUGCUUCAACAAGAAAAAGAGAGACAGUUGUCUGAGAUCAGAGGAAAACUCCUGAGUGUGAAUGCUGAAAUAGAAGACCUGAAAUAUCAAAUUGUUUUGGAGGAACAAGAACACCAAAAACUGCUUCAGAAACAUGAAGAGGUUGUCUCUCAGCUGCAGCAAGAGAAGGAGUCAUCUGCAUCAAUGCACCAGAAGUUACUGGAGUUUCAAGAGGAGGUAACAAAUGAGAGACGACUUCUUGAGGAAGAGCUGAAUGCUACCAUGAAUGAACUGACUAUGUUACACACCAAGGAGAAGAAAGCUGAGAAGUUGGUGAAGCGAUUGGAAGAAGAAAUCAAAUCUCAAGGUCUUCAACUUGCACAGAUGGAAGAGAAGCUGAAAGGGAAGAAUGCUGAGUUGAAGCAAAUCAAUGAAGUGCAUAGCAGUGCUGUUCUGCAAAUCCAAGAAGAGCUUAGCAAUACAUUGCAGAAACUUGGACAGACUGUUGCUGCAUUUGAAAGCUACAAGAAGACAACAGGUGAGGAAAUAGGCAGUCUGAAACUGGAGAACUCCUCUCUGCAAGAAGAAAUUGCCAACCUAAAAAAAGUAGGCCAAGAGAAUCUACAGCUGCUUCAGGAAGCAGAAUACACUAAAAACAAAGCAAAAGAAGAAUGUGCAAGGAUGAUUUUAGAAGUCCAGACCAAGCUUGCACUAAAAGAAGCAGAAACUGAGAGAACAAGAGAGUCUUGUCUUGCACAAGUGACUAAACUUCAGGAAGACCUGGAAGAGAAAACUGAAGAUCUGAGAAGACAACUUGAGGCAGAAAGAUCAAGGAAAACCAUGGAUGAAGACAUGACCUGUAGUUUAAAAGAAGAGAUAAAGACCUGGCGCAAUCGAUAUGAAGAGUUACACAACAAAACUAAGCCUUUUCAGCAACAACUAGAUGCAUUUGAAGCAGAGAAGAAUGCACUCCUGAAUGAGCAUAGUGCAGCCCAGGAGGAACUGACUAAACUAAGCAAUGCAUAUGCGAAGCUACUUGGCCACCAGAACCAGAAGCAAAAAAUCAAACAUGUUAUGAAGCUGAAGGAAGAGAAUACCCAACUGAAGCAGGAUGUGUCCAAGCUGCGUGGAUUGCUAGUAAAGGAAAAGGAAACCAAGAGACACCUUGAGAAGCAACUGUGUGCAAUACAGGGCAUUAAGCAUUUUGAUCCUUCCAAAGCUUUCCAGCAUGGUAGCAAGGAAAACAUUCCUCCAAAAACCCCUCUGAAAGAAGGCAAGUUUAGAUAUCAGUGUAGCCUUGUGUUUGUACCUCUGAACUCCAAAGAAG
This is a messenger RNA of Acanthisitta chloris (rifleman), 2175 nucleotides long. It is a transcript of the gene HMMR, whose product is annotated as hyaluronan-mediated motility receptor (RHAMM). The transcript has 16 exons. The annotation marks the transcript as partial. Gene Ontology annotation, cellular component: membrane. The record is from RefSeq and is a predicted model, not a curated record. Lineage: Eukaryota; Metazoa; Chordata; Aves; Passeriformes; Acanthisittidae. Gene Ontology annotation, molecular function: hyaluronic acid binding.